AUGACCACCAUAGGUCGCCCGCACUCGCAGACCUUGCUGGUGUGUGGGGUGGUGGUGGCGGCAACGGCGACACUGGCUGCUGCUCUGCUCCGUCUCUGGCCGCAGGCAAAGGCUGCUGCGCCUCAUCCACUGGCGAGACUGCUGGCAAACCCGCUGCUCAUUCGCGCUGCGUCUGCCGCUCUCCCGCUCGCUCUUGCUGCUCUGUUCCUUGCGCUCACCCUCGCCAUCUUUCGCCCGCUCCCGGAUGCGGCUGGCGUUGCCACCGUUGCCGAGCUAGCGUAUCUGAUCAUCAUUGCCGGUCUUGCAAUCGCGCUGGCGGCUUUGAUGGCGGCCGGCGCAAGCGGAGUCAUGGCAAUUGUACUCGCGAGAGCCUUUCUGGAACCGUUUGACGCCGUCCUGGCCCUCCCGCCACCGCUUGCCGGCCGGGAGACCGAGCUCCCGCUCCCGCCUGAUGCGCUGCCGCCGCUUCCGCCGCUGUGGCGGGUGGUAGCAGGCUCUACGGGCAGCAAACAGUGGCAGAACGCGUGUUUGCUCAGAGUCUACCGGGCGCUUGCGCGGCGGCCAGACGUCCGCGACGCCGCGGUGCAGAUCCAUCCGCUGAUGACGGUCCCGCGCUGGCUGGCACUGCAAGUCUUUGCCCGCGCCGGGCCGUCGGUCUACCUUGCUUUUACAGGACUAGGCCUGUUGGCCUGGCUCUUUGUCGCCGCCCGUGGCGAGUGGGAUCCUGUCACCUCAUGGUAUUGGAUUCUUCCGCUGCAUACCGGCCUCGCCAUCGCCACUGCCGUCAUCUGCCGCCUGGCGUUUGUGGCAAUGAGUGAGCUGGAGGCCCGGGCGUCAGAGUUUUGGAGCACCAUGCUGAACACUGUCUUUAUUCCCUCGCUCCAUCUCGGUCUUACACUGGAGGCGUGCUUCACCAUCGCCUCGGUCCACCAGUGGGCUGGUGGCUGGCACCCGGCGCUUGGCGUCGUCUCAAUCGCUAUUGCCACCGCGGUUUGGUUUGCCUUGCUUCCGCUCACUGCAGUAGCCCUUAUGUGGUGCAGCAUCUUUACGCUCACCUCGCCUUUGCGACCGGGCACCGCCGCCGCCCUGGUAAUCUCGCGUUCGGGCUCAUCUGUCGACGACCGCGGGCUCAUCACGCCGAUUCCACCGCCAUCUCUGCCGGGCACACCAAUUCACGGCUCGUUGCCUCCCGCACCAACGUCGGUGCGCCAGCGCUCGCCGUCGGUCUCUCUCGGGCAGGGCGGACGGCUCGGGCAUAGUCUCACUCGCCGCGCAGUCUUUCAGGCCGUGUUGGACAUUGUCGGCUCGCCGCAUGUGGCCUUUGAAGUCCUCGAACGCUGCGAGCGCAACCCGACAGGAGUCUCGCGCUCACCGCGGCGCCAUCGCGGGCAGCUCAACGACAGCCAGCGAUCCGGGUCGGAACCACACCAGCUGUGGCAGCGUAUUCCUCACGGCGACUCACCGCCGCCGCGAACGCUCCGCCGCCGGACGUCCGGGUCGCAUGAGAUGGCAAGUACCACCGCCAUCUCGCGGUCCGGCUAUGACCACUCGGUCAUUUUUUCCGACGAAGACUUUGCCAAGCAGCUCUCGAGCCAGCUCGCUGCGCUGGCAACCGGCCGGCGCGGCUCGGCUGCCGAUGUCAGUGGCGUGUCGUCGCUACCCUCCUCGCCAGCCAAGAACCGCUCCAUUGACUUCACCCACAAGCCCGCCAUCCGCGCACGUCGUCGCAUGUCGAUCAUGGAGACUGCGUCAAGGUCAUCGUUCGCAGGUGGUCUCUCGCCAGUCCGCAACGACGGCAUGACCAUCCCGGGCUCACAUUCGCGGACCGUGUCGCGCUCACCGGGCUCGCCUCUCUCGGCCCGCUCGGCACGCUCGUCAUCGUCGGCCUCAUCAUCAAGCAUCGACUCGAGUCGCUCGUCGCAUGGCAUUAUUUCCUCAAAUUCGGGAUCCAAGGUCAACAGCUCGCGCUCACAAAACUCGCUUGCGCCGUCGGGACCGAGCUCGGUCGCGGCCUCGGGCUCGUCGCCCAUCCUCCACGCGCCGCCCGACGACAACGCCCGACUCAUGUCCACCGCGCCUGCUAGCGCAAUCUUUUCCCGCACUCCGACGCUGCCCGACAUUUCUACGGGCGUCUCGGAUGACAUGCUCGAGUGCAGCGAGUCAUCAGCGCACGAGUCGCUCAGCAUUGUGGUCCCGCCGCCGGACCCUGCGGCGCAGCUGCCGUUCUCGCGGCAGGACACCCUCACGCUCAUUUCGGCCUCGUCGAGCUCGCUGGACCACGUCGGAAACAGAAGUAACCCAGGCGGACUUGCGCCAGGCUCAUCAGAUCCCGCCGACAUCGGCCUCUUCUCGCGCGGCCAGUCGCGCCGGGCGUCGGACGACUCAGGCCGCGUCAUUGGGUCGGCCGAGUCAGAGACCGAGCUCUCGGACGAGCUCGCCUGCUCGCCAUCAACCGGUCUACUCCCAAUUGCCCCACCAGACACAACCCCGAUGGGCCUGUUUUCUCGCGGCCAAUCGAGGCGAGGAUCAGAGUAACAAGCCGUGGAAACAGUUGCUACUCUCGAGUCCGCACCUUGUCAGCCUUUUGUCGCACCGCGUAGCGCAUUUGGUCAUUAC
Thecamonas trahens ATCC 50062 is the source of this 2616-nucleotide messenger RNA. RefSeq lists its product as uncharacterized. The record is from RefSeq and is a predicted model, not a curated record. The transcript has 2 exons. Bases 1 to 2535 code for a protein of 844 amino acids. Lineage: Eukaryota; Apusomonadida; Apusomonadidae.